This is a messenger RNA of Chrysemys picta bellii (western painted turtle), 882 nucleotides long. The record is from RefSeq and is a predicted model, not a curated record. Lineage: Eukaryota; Metazoa; Chordata; Testudines; Emydidae.
CAGGCUGCCUUUCAAACAGGAAUGAACUUACCAGCCACCAGAAUGAAGCCAACUCUGGGGUGGAGCGCAGCAGCUGUUUAACAGCGUGAUCAAUGCCACAUCAUAGCUCAGGACAGGAAGUUCAGAAGAACCCCCCGGCUGCCUGAAGCAGCAGAGGGGAUUUAGUUGGGCCGAAAGUGCAAACAGAGGAUGACUGACAGCGAGAUAUCGCAUUCCGCCAUAUCCGUAGCUAGCGGGAACCUCUGAGCCCAACUCUUGCGCCACACGCUCAUUGAGAAAGGCUGGCCCCCCAGCAGAACAGGCAUUACACAAUACGGGUGUUUGGCUGCCGGGAAAGUCAGCAGGGUAUAAGAGGCAGAUCAGUCAGGCAGCCCGAGGGGUAACGGCGUGGGGGCAGCAGGGCAAGAUGAAGUCUUCCACGGGCCUUCUCCUCGCCCUGGCAUUCCUGAUGGCUGCUACUGGCCCUAGAGCAGGCCUUGCCCAGGAGACAGAGUCCAGCUGCUGUGCACAGCUGAAGGAAUUAUCCCAGUGCGGAGCGGACAAGAAGAGCUUUUUCCAGGGCCAGCCAGGGAUCCCAGGAAUGCCGGGCAUGCCGGGGACAAACGGCCUCCCCGGGGCUAAAGGAGAUCCAGGCCCUCAAGGGCCCCCAGGCGAGAAGGGCUCCCCUGGGGCAAUGGGGAAGGCUGGACCCAAAGGAGACAAAGGAGAAGCCAGCAGUUCUGCCAGCUCUCAGCAGCAAGCAUCAGUUUACUCCUCCAGAGACCCAGGGCACCAUCAAACCCCAGUUAAGGCCCCUCAAAUGCAUCUACCAUCAGCUCCAGCAUGAAACAGCCGGGUAGCCGCUAGUUCAUUCCUCACCACCUGCAGUUCUGAUUUCACCCU